AUGUCGCAUCCGCAUCGGCAGCAUCCGCAACUCACGGUUUUUCCCGCGAUACAAACGUCUCUCGUCGUUUCGAAGAAGAACAAAAUUCGCGCGGGCGUCGCUCUUCCCCAUCUGAACACCAACACCAUCGGUUUGACGCAACGAGAAGAGGAGGAAAAAGAAAACUCACCGAACACGCAGUCGCUGUUGCUGGGGGCGUUUGCUGCGGUCGAACAUAAGGAUGACGAGGACGAGGACGUCGACGAUUUCCUCAAGAAUAAGUACGACGAGGAGGAGGAGGAAGAGGAAGAGGAAGAUACGAACGGAUGCUUCGCGUCGCUCGGAAACUUGGAGGAGGAAGAGGAGGAGGAGUACGAGGCAAGAGGAGGAGAGAAAGAGUCGUCUUUCUUACAGUUUUUGAAAACGAGCGGUUUUGGAAACGUCAGUCCAAUCGCACCUCCUCUAGAUGACAAGUAUAACAACUACGACACGAAGACUGCGCACACGACGUGGUCGUCGGAAUCGAACGACGAGUUUGGGUUUCCUAUAUCGUUGGCCGCGCCGGAGGCGAUGACGAGAGAAAGUUCGAUGAACGAUUUUUCGCAUCUGUUUGGCAAUUACGAAAAGACACACAAAGACGUGCUGGAUGCCAUCGAAAAGGAGCGAAGUGCAAUGGACCAGAUGCAAUUGAUUUUAACGCAACCACCGCAACCACCGCCACAACCAACGUUAGUGCGAACUUUGAACGAUGGAAUAUCGGCGCCGCCCGCGAUGCCGCCGCAGAUGGAAAAUGUCGUCAUGAAAAGAAGACCAGGUCGGCCGAGGAAAUUAUUUCCUUCGAUAAAGAAAAGCAACACACCAAAGAAGAGAAAGAAGAGUAACAAGGACGACGAGGACGGUGAAGUUCUCGUUGAAACUCGAGAGGGAAAUCUUUCGCCGGAUUUGGACGUUCAACUUCUGGCAUCGAGGAACCGCGAAUCUUCGUUAAACGCCGUUAACGACGCCGUUGGUAAUAAUGACAGCAGUAAAAACAACAACAAAAGUGUUUCAAGAGAAUCAAAAAAGUCUGCUCGUUCAACGAGUAAGUUUCGAGGCGUCACGCAUCACUGCCGAACCGGACGGUGGGAAGCGCACAUCUGGCAAGAUGGGAAACAAAUUUACCUCGGCGGUUUCGACGGCGAAGAACAGGCGGCGCUUGCUUACGAUAUUGCAGCGGUUAAAUGUAGAGGAAUUUCUGCGAUUACGAAUUUUGAUAGAUCGAAUUAUUCUCGAGAACUCGCGAGUUUGCAGCAGGUGAACGAAAGAGAGCUCAUACUUUCUCUUCGUCGCCAAUCGAAAGGCCCCGGUGGAGUGACGAAAAAAUCUUCCAGCAAGUUCCGAGGAGUUACAAAACAUCAGAAAGGAAAAUGGGAAGCACGAAUCGGUCAAUUAGUCGGUAAGAAAUAUAAAUAUCUCGGUUUGCACGAAACCGAGGAUGCCGCUGCCAUGGCAUACGACGAAGAAGCCGUUCGUUUGAAAGGUUUUGACGCUGUGACAAAUUUCGAUAUUAGCGAGUACGCGGACGUGUUAGCCGAGCACCAUACGAAUAAGAUGAAAGAAGCUGUCGCUUUGAAAGAGAAGUACGCGGCCAGAUGUACCGCAGUAAGCGUACCUAUGGGGUCGUUAAACCCUUCUCCUCACGAGCUUCCAAACACCUCCGAGCGAAGAGUGACGACGAGAUCAUCUGCAGCUACCACGAAUACGGUACAAAAACGAAGGACGACGACGACGACGAUCGCGAGCAACACGAAGAAACAAAGAGAACUCGUACCGCACGUGCUUGGUCCUGCGGCGGCGACGACGCCAAGUACAAACGCUUUAAACGCGGUGAAGUUCUUUUUCAACAACAGUAAACCACAAACGCGGGAAGAAAAAGAAGAUGAAGACGAAGAUGAAAAAUAUAAUCAAGACGAAGAAGUCGAUGAAGACGACGCUUUCGAAUACGGGACAACGGAUAAUAUGCAUCAAAGCCGAGAUAUGUGA
This is a messenger RNA of Bathycoccus prasinos, 2001 nucleotides long. RefSeq names its product floral homeotic protein. Gene Ontology annotation, biological process: regulation of DNA-templated transcription. Gene Ontology annotation, molecular function: DNA-binding transcription factor activity; DNA binding. The transcript has a single exon. The record is from RefSeq and is a predicted model, not a curated record. Bases 1 to 2001 code for a protein of 666 amino acids. NCBI's taxonomy places the organism in Eukaryota, Viridiplantae, Chlorophyta, Mamiellophyceae, Mamiellales, Bathycoccaceae.